AGGUUGGAGGCCAUUGCUAUUGGGAUCUAUUGAUUAGGUUGGAGGCGAUUGCUAUUAAGGGUAGACUGCUUUUGUUUUUGUCAGGGCUAGGGCGGUGCCUUUCGGUUGUCAAGAGUGUUGAAGCUUGUAAGUCUUCAGCGUUGCCCUAUGACUCCUUUGUGCACUUUGCGGUCCCAGAUGCACCGAACUGGCUCAAGCAGGUGAAGGACGGUGCCAGCAGCGAAUACUACAAUCUUAACGCAUCUUAAUGCCUAGCAACGCUUCGUACAUCUUUUUCGUUUGCAAUGCUUCGCAGUGCGCACUGUGAGCCGAUAGACAUGGCAGAGUGCAAUGGUUAGGCUGAUGAAGAAGUGCGGGGCUUUGCUGGCCUUGCCUGUGACGAUCCGUUCAUGUUCUGAAGAUGACUGUCAAAGCUUACAGUCUAUAGAGGCGGCGUGCUUUGACACAGAAGAACAUGCCAUUGUUGACCGCAUCGAGGACUCCCGGAAAACGGCUGGCAAGGGCCGCCGCGGGCCCUUCUUUGUCGCAACCUUCGUUGACGUGGCAAUUGUUGCGAUGGAUGGGGAAGAGCUGGUUGCAGGCUACUGUGCGUGGACCUGCGAACCCUUCGGCACUUCUGACACCUGCAUUCAUGUCAUGAAUUUGGCAGUAGCAGAGAAAUUCAGGAGAAGUGGUGUUGCCAGUGCAUUGCUGAAGCACGUGGAGGAGACCGCCUUGGAGAAGAUUCCCACCAUUAACUUGGAAGAUUUUGAAGGAAUAAUGGAACGCUAAGUCGCUACGUACUAGUAACUAGCUCCUGGCCGUAGUACUAGUAACAAGAAGCGGCUAGUACAAAGGGCAUCGCUACUAGGAGCAAGGACGCCACUAGAACCCAAAGGACCCAAAGGAGCAGUCAGCCAAAGAAUUGUGUCUUUUCAUGCGGGCCCGGGCCUGGCCAUCUGAAAAGGCUAAUCUCCCCAAGCAUUGCCGCCGCUGAAUGCAUAUUUUCUUUGAAGGUUUGCAAUGAAUGCUUCUCAAAGGGUUGCGGGCACGUUGGGUGAACUAGCUUCAUGCCCAUUGUAGUUUUGCCUUUUGCCGUCACCCGCACUGUCAAUUGUACAUUGUGCCUUUCCCUAGUUUUGCAGCCACAUUGACAUGUUCUUCUGAUUUGUCAAUUUAGUGCAACUCAAGGUUUCCAUGUGCUGCCCUUGCCCGUCUUCUGGUUCGUUCAGACAACAUUGUGGCACAGCAGAUGUAUGCAACCCACUUGCAGGUGGUGCCAGCAUUGGCAAUGCUGCACCCAACUCUAAGAAAUGCUUCAAGACUUGCAGAUGGGGGGUUUGAGGAAGUGGAGAUGCAAAGACAUGAGAUACGAUUGAUUUCGUUGGGGCUUUAGGUAUCCAGGGGCUUCAUGGUCAGCACACCGCUGCAGCACAGUAGCUGAGGCAUCCUUUGGUUUCAGUGAGAUCGAACGAAUCCCAGAGUAUUAUGGGUCGCUUGAUGCCCUUGAGCUUCGCAAGGCCUUGGAUCUACCCAAACGCGGAAAGCUCCGAAAAAGGAAAGGCUAAUGUCCUGCUCCUUUCCGGGCUGCUGAAGCUCUGGCCCGAUGGCCUUCCUUGCUGAACAGGGCCGGAGGUGGCCAGAUGGCUCAGUGGCUCGAUUUUGCCUCAGCAAUUACGGUUCCGGUGAAGAGGCCCAGCUUGCAGAUCACCUCAUGGCUUUCAGACACGAUUUGGUGCUUGCUGCCAUGGUUCACGAUGAACACAUAAGCGCAAAGCGGCACGGAUCCCAGAGGAAAAACAGGUAAUUGUCCAAUUGAUU
Molecule: messenger RNA, 1800 nt
Organism: Durusdinium trenchii
Lineage: Eukaryota; Dinophyceae; Suessiales; Symbiodiniaceae
Source: the annotation of a GenBank genome assembly